UCCUGCACUCAUACAUUCCCCCAGAGGCAAGAUGCUGCCCAACUAGGAUGCUGCCCAACUCCCUUCUCUCCGCACAGCAUGAGCAAUCCUCGCCUGGUGAUAGUGGAAUCAAAUCUGCAAGGCUGUGCUCUGCUCAGCAGACUCCAGAGUUUGCUGCAAAUGCAAAACUGAAAUCCACCUUUGUACCGCCUACUUACCAUCCAGGGGGCUUGUAUGUCUUCUUGCCUUCUGUUUCUUUCCGCAAACCUCUCUUGUCAAAAGGAAGCUCUAUUCUGCUGCUAGCAAUGCAUCCUGAGGGGUGGCAAUGUUGGUGUUACCCUGCUUUCUGUGUAUGGGUAUUCGUGUUCACAUCCUUGAUUAAAGGUACCACAGCUUGCGAAUCAGAGGAACGGUUAUUUCACAAACUCUUCUCCCAGUACAACCAGUUCAUCAGGCCAGUGGAAAAUGUGUCUGAUCCUGUCACAGUGUAUUUUGAAGUGGCCAUUACUCAGCUUACAAAUGUGGAUGAAGUCAAUCAGAUUAUGGAAACAAAUUUGUGGCUAAGACACAUCUGGAAUGACUACAAAUUGCAAUGGGAUCCCAGAGAAUACGAUGGCAUUGAAUUUGUUCGGGUACCAGCAGACAAAAUUUGGAAACCAGAUAUUGUCUUGUAUAAUAAUGCUGUGGGAGAUUUUCAAGUUGAAGGCAAGACCAAAGCCCACCUUCGCUAUGAUGGAAUGAUUACCUGGACACCACCAGCUAUUUUUAAAAGCUCCUGUCCUAUGGAUAUUACCUUUUUUCCAUUUGAUCAUCAGAACUGUUCACUGAAAUUUGGCUCAUGGACCUAUGACAAAGCCAAAAUUGACCUUCUGAUCAUUGGAUCCAAAGUAGAUAUGAAUGACUUUUGGGAAAACAGUGAAUGGGAAAUAGUUGAUGCUUCUGGCUACAAACAUGACAUCAAAUAUAACUGCUGUGAAGAGAUUUACACUGACAUAACAUAUUCCUUUUAUAUUCGAAGGCUGCCCAUGUUUUACACCAUAAACCUGAUCAUUCCUUGUCUCUUCAUCUCAUUCCUGACCGUGUUAGUUUUUUACCUGCCAUCUGACUGUGGUGAGAAAGUGACCCUUUGCAUCUCUGUGCUCCUUUCUUUGACUGUAUUUUUACUGGUGAUCACAGAAACAAUCCCAUCCACCUCCUUAGUAAUUCCUCUUGUAGGUGAAUAUUUACUUUUCACUAUGAUAUUCGUGACUCUGUCAAUUGUCAUCACGGUGUUUGUCCUGAAUAUACAUUACAGGACUCCAACCACACACACAAUGCCCAAAUGGGUUAAAACCAUCUUUCUUAGCCUACUUCCUAAAGUCCUGUUGAUGCAGAGACCACUAGAACAGCAGAAAAAAAACAUCUCCAGGAAAAACAAGAAAGGAUCAGCUAAUACAUCAGGCAAGUCAAAGCAGAGCAAACACAAAGAUGCCAAAAUACACAAGGAGCAGCAAUGCAGUCACUGUGACAAGGCAACUGAACUCACUACUGCCAAAAGAAAACGACUGAGCCAUCAGUCACUGAAAUGGGUGGCAGAGCACAUGGAGUACUCCCCAGAAGUGAAGGACGUGAUUAGCAGCGUUCAGUUCAUCGCAGAAAACAUGAGGUCUCAAAACGAAACCAAAGAGGUGGAAGAUGAUUGGAAAUACGUAGCUAUGGUAAUAGACAGAGUAUUUCUAUGGGUAUUUAUAAUUCUUUGUGCAUUUGGGACUGCAGGGCUCUUUAUCCAGCCGCUAAUAGCAGAUACAUAACUUGAUCCACGGCUUUUUAUCCACUUCUGUUGUUUCGGUUUUGGUUCGGAGCUGUCCCCUAUGUUUCCCUCUGCUUGCAUAACCUCUCUGCUCAUCACCUCCUCAGCACCCAACCACAGAGGAAAGGGAAAAGAGAGGGAAAGGUCCUCUGGGAAAGCAAACGACCCAAAACAGAAUGAGAAGAGGACUGAAAAUGGGAAAUGAGUGUGUGGUCUUUCUACAGCAGAAUGCCUGGGAUUUUUAGAGUGCCUGUCUGUCUUUACUCAGUGAGAUCUGCAAUAACAAUCACACUGAGGAUCAUAGGAGCAGAUUGAAGUUAUUGAGCUUUUCCCUUGGUUUCAGUACAGGGAGAUACUAGGACAGUUCAGGCACUUUUGAGUGCAUUGCCCAAAGAGGACUCUACCUGGCUUCAUCUUUCUUUCCUGAUCAUAACUUUUCCUCAGCUUUGAAUUAAUUUACAUUUCCUCUAUUUCUCUCCUUGUACAACAGUUAGCGUUUGGUAUGGUGCUUAGAUGAGAUACCACAGUCCUACUGACUGAAUCAAUGCUCUUCAUUGUGUUUUUGUAUCAGGACAGCCAAUAAUCAAAAUAAAAGUACAAUUAAACCAAUCCCUUGACCUGUGACAUUUUCAAUACAAUCUAAAAUAAGGGGUCCCCAUCUUCUGCAAUAUAUGUACACAAAUGAGGGUCCCAGAUCAACAAAGCAUUUACAUUUAUGUUUGAAGUCAGACAGGUCUUAAGCACUUAAUCAUAGCUGAAGACAAACUGGCAAUAUUUUGCACUGCAUGUAGCCUUGCUGACAGUAUUUGAAGCAUCCUAGAGUCACCAGAGAGGAAUAACCUGGAUGCACUAUGAAAAAGACCUGAAGUAUUUUUGGUUACCAUGCAAGGCAUCCACAUUUGAAACCUACCAUGCUUCUAAGACCUUUAAAAACUAGUUCAUCUGCCAUUUAACUUUGCAUGUGACUAAAGUCCUCUUUACUUCCUGAUACUGAGUAUGAAGAGUUUGGUGAGCUCCAGUAGAAUUUCCAAGUUGCGUGUCUUUUGUCAGGUUAACAGCGGU
Molecule: messenger RNA, 2830 nt
Organism: Falco peregrinus (peregrine falcon)
Lineage: Eukaryota; Metazoa; Chordata; Aves; Falconiformes; Falconidae
Gene: CHRNA6
Product: cholinergic receptor nicotinic alpha 6 subunit
Exons: 6
Coding region: 48-1769 (573 amino acids)
Biological process (GO): chemical synaptic transmission; regulation of membrane potential; signal transduction
Cellular component (GO): postsynaptic membrane; synapse; neuron projection
Molecular function (GO): transmembrane signaling receptor activity; acetylcholine-gated monoatomic cation-selective channel activity
Source: RefSeq, a predicted model, not a curated record